Messenger RNA from Psammomys obesus (fat sand rat), 2837 nucleotides. RefSeq names its product BCL2 interacting protein 5 (gene Bnip5). Lineage: Eukaryota; Metazoa; Chordata; Mammalia; Rodentia; Muridae. The record is from RefSeq and is a predicted model, not a curated record. The transcript is spliced from 12 exons. Bases 75 to 2063 code for a protein of 662 amino acids.
CCUGGCGUGAAGACAGCAUCUUCUCCCUGGCAGUGGAUCCGACCCUCGAAGGACUUCUGCUGACCGGGAGAGCCAUGCCCAGCACCAGGAACCCCAGCCCAGGGGUGUCCCGGGACAGCAGUGGUCUGAGACCACUGGAGACCCUGAGGGGCCCGAGGAAUCCUCCAGCAGAUAAGAGAGUUGGAUCCUUGGACCGGCAGGUUCCCAGGAAGGCCUCUGAAUCCCCAAACUCCGGGUGCCCCUCCGGGCCCAGCUGCAGGAGGACAGCGAGCGAGGGCGCCAGAGGCUCUGGGAGGCCACCUCUCUCCACAGAAGCUCGGGGCCCUGCUGCCACAGCCCUCCCUCUGGGAGAGGGGAGCCAGCUUCUCCCCAGUGAGCAGGGCCCCUCAGAAGACACCAAGAAAGAGAGGCCCCCGAAGCCAGCCCAGCAGGGCUGGGUGAGAAUGUUCCUGAAUUUCCUGCUGCUGGGGCUAGAGGAGCCCAGAGAAAAGGCCAACAGGAAGUCAAAGGCCAAAGGCGAGAGGACGGAGCCCCUGGAGUGGGCCGAGGAGCCAGCCCUCAGUAAGAAGUCCCAGGAGAAGAGAGCGGGCCGCAAGAAACACAGCCACAGGAAGCCCGAUGUGGAGGAGCCUCGCGGGCCCCAGAACUCUGAGAUAGAAGCCAAGGAGGCAGACCUGGGGCUGAGCUGCGGGGGGGCCUUACCCACUGAAGGAGGCCAUGCUGAAUCCCCAGACAGACCUGCCCAAGCCGCGGGUCCCCCCUCGGAAGAGGACCCCCAGAAGCUUAACCAGGAUGAAGUCAUCUGGCAGAUAGUGGAGCUGCUCAAGAAAGCGGGAGACCAGCUGGAAGAGGUGAGCCGCAGGCGUCAGAGAACCCGACGGCAGCUCCUGCAAGAGCAAGCCCCUCAGCCAGAAGUGGCUCCACAGAGACCGACACCACCCCCAAGGAAGAAAACCCAGGAGAAGAAAUCCAGCCUGAAGAGGGCCUUGUCCUUCAAGAGGCUUGCCUCCGAGGAGCCCAGGAGAGAGGGCGCAGCCACUGCCGCGGCCCCGGAAACCCGGCCCAAGAGGCCCAGCUUCCUACCCCUGUGUGUCAGUAGCCAGAGAACGUCCACCUGCAGCAGCCAAGCUUCAGAGGCACCCGGAGCCGUCGAGGGCCUGUCUGUAGACGGCGGAGGCUUGCAGCCCUCUGAGCUCCACACACCAGCCGGAUGUCGGGAACCCACAGAGAAGCCGCUGCUGGACAGAGCCUCAGAAUCCAGAGAAUUCAGGCGGAAGAUCCUGGCCCUGCUCCAGAAUGCAGAGGAGCAGAAAGGAGAGCAGCAGGAGGCAGAGGAGGCCGGAGAAAACCCAGCCCCAGCCCCAGCCGGCAGGGUGAAGGCACACGGGAAGAAAUCCAACCUCCGGAGAGCCUUUUCUCUCAGGAAACACAGCUCCAAGGAUUCUAAGAGAACAGAGGCUUCGGGGACUCCGGACGCUGCCAGCAGCCCGGAGGCCAAGCCGCCCAAGAGGCACACCUUCCUGCCCUUGUGUGUCGGGGGCCACAGGGCUUCCAUCUCCUCCGGCAGCCCAGAAAGCCUGGAGUUCCAGAAGACGGAGGCUGCAGGGGGAGGACCAGCCGGGUCCCCAGAAGCACCCUUCCCGGCCAGAAGUCACCCACCACAGGAGGGGAUGCCACCCGAGGGAGCCUUCGAAUCCAAGGAGUUCAUCAUCUCUAAGCUGGUGGAGGACCUCCAAGAGGUGGACAGUGAGCUAGGGAGGCAGAUCCGGCAGCACCCCAGCUUCCGGCGCUUUUUCAAUGAGUUCUCGGAGGCCUCGCUCAGGAAGCUGGCGGCCGCCCUGGACGGGCAGAGGGCCCGCCUCUCAGGGGCCGCCGGGAGCCUCGCCGACAGACCCCCGCCCUGCGCCUUCGGCUCGCUCAACAAGUUUGCCGCCAACCACAGCUGCGCCAUCUGCACCCUCAUGCAGACCCGAGGCCAGUACCCGGGGCACAGCUACGCCCACUUCCUGUCCAGGAAGGCCCGGCAGGACAUCCUGAGUCUGGAUGGACAGAGCCCCGACUGAAGGACGCGCACGAGGACCAGCCGCUGGUCGGCAGCCUCGGCCCGGACGCCCUGACCCCCCUGCAGCAUGGCCCGGGUCUGUGCUUCCCCAACACCCCCAGAGACGAGCUUCGUGCGCCGCAGAGGGCAGAGCUGUGAGCGCGGAAGAUGGUGUGUGGAUCCCAGACAGUGGAGGCCUGAGGCUUGAUUUUGAUUUGAUUGUGACUGUGCCCUGAUUUUUUUCCCCCUUGAAGUAAGAAAGUGCUUAUUGGAGCCCACGGUUGAGAGACUUUGAAUUUUAAAACUUUGGAUUUUAAGAGGUGGGCUCUUUUUUAAAAGCUCAGGUUCUUUUUUUUAAUUUUUUAUUUUUUUUAGAUUUUAUUUAUUUUGAAUGCUCUAUGUGCGUGUACAUCUGCAGGCCAGAAGAGGGCAGUAGAAGAGGGUAUAGAUGGUUGUGAGCCACCUUGUGGUUGCUGGGAAUUGAACUCAUGACCUCUGGAAGAGCAGACAGAGCUCUUAAUCACUGAGCCAUCUCUCCAGCCCAGGAAUGAAAUUUUAAUGUGUUUGCUUUGUAAAGGAUAGGACUUUUAGCCAGGCAUGGUGGCACACACCUAUUAAUCCCAGUACUCACGGAGGCAGGGCCAGCCUGGCCUACAAAAUGAGUCCAGGACAGCCAAGGCUACACAGAGAACACUCCUUCCCCCACCCCCACCCCCCCAAAAAAAAAAGAAAAUUAAAAAAAAAACCCAACAACAAACCAAACAUAACAAAACAAAAUAAAACCCUUUUAAAGAUA